Carcharodon carcharias (great white shark) is the source of this 2175-nucleotide messenger RNA. RefSeq names its product transforming growth factor beta-1 proprotein-like. The record is from RefSeq and is a predicted model, not a curated record. Bases 701 to 1837 code for a protein of 378 amino acids. Gene Ontology annotation, biological process: SMAD protein signal transduction; transforming growth factor beta receptor signaling pathway; regulation of cell population proliferation. Gene Ontology annotation, cellular component: extracellular region. The transcript is spliced from 7 exons. Lineage: Eukaryota; Metazoa; Chordata; Chondrichthyes; Lamniformes; Lamnidae. Gene Ontology annotation, molecular function: type III transforming growth factor beta receptor binding; growth factor activity; type II transforming growth factor beta receptor binding.
AUUUGCAGGUUAGUCUUUUUAGAAAAGGGUUCCAGGAGAUUGCAUUAAUUGUUAGAGAAAAAAAACCCUAUCUUGUUGCCUCUGUAACAUGAAGGAAAUGAUUUACAGACAUGCUGGAAUAGAGGCGCACUAUGUUACCCACAGCUGUUACACCACACCCACUUCCUGGGAGGAGUGUGUGCCUUAUAAAUUCUCAACUUCUCGCCCACAACAGCUUCGACUCUCCGGCACCAGCCUGUGAUCUCCCUGGAGUAUUUACCGAGUCGGUCUCAAACGCCGCGGCAACUUUCAAGGAGGGUAGCGAGAGAGAGAGGGAAAGAGAAAAGAGUUUCACUGAACUUUUUGUUGCAUUUGUGUCAGACGAGAUCAAAAACAACACACAAGAUCAACAAAUUUGCACUUUCCUGACUUGCUUGAAGAAAGGUAUCGAUUCUAGUCAUGUCUCAAUUUAAGCAUGAGUUUGAAGCCUGCUGAAUCUAAUUUAAAAAUAAUUGUUAAAGAUCUGGUUUGCCGCUCGGAUUUGGACUUGCCUUUGCUGGGUGCUGUUGUCAAGUCAUCUUUCCUGACCUGUCGUUAUAAAUGUAAUUGAUAAAUCGUGUGCAAACGACAAGUUUUUUUUUGGGGAGGGGGAGAAAAAGAGAAAAUAAUAGCAAGUUUAUCAGUUUCUGUGGUGACGUUGACGAGUGAGGGCCAGGGAAGGAUGCAGCUCCGUGUUCUCCUCAACCUGCUUUUCCUGUGGGACAUUCUCCCCGUCACCCUGUCCCUCUCCACUUGCAAGACCAUCGACAUGGACCAGAUCCGGAAGAAGCGGAUCGAGGCCAUCAGGGGCCAGAUCCUCAGCAAGCUCAAACUGUCCAGCCCCCCCAAGGCCGAGCAGGUGGCAGUCACCAACGAUGUCAUGGUUCUCUACAACAGUACCAAGGAACUGCUGCUCAAGGAGCAGCAGCAGGUAGUCACUGAGACCGUGGAGGAUUAUUACGCCAAGGAGAUCCACCGCUUUGACAUUUUAGAGGACAACACAGGAAACAGAGACCAGGAUGGUAACGCCAACCACAAAACCUAUCGGUUCAACAUCUUUCUGAAUGCUUCCAGUGAAUCCUUCCUGCAUCGUGCCGAGUUCCGACUUUAUCGAGUCGCCAGGGAUGAUGCAGAGCAAAUGGAGCAGAGGGUGGAACUCUAUCAGGUCAGUUCAAACGGCAACACAUACCUAGACAAUCGCCUGCUGAAAACCAAGGCAAGUGAUGAGUGGAUCUCAUUUGAUGUGACGCAAACAGUGAAAGAAUGGCUACUGAAUAAAGUGACUGACCAGCAGUUGAAAAUCAGUGUCCACUGCCCUUGUGAGAACUCUGACUCGAAACGGAGCCUUCAACUAAAAUUCUACGAACCGCCGCGGGGGGAUAUGCAUACCGUGGCAAAGCGGAAUCGGAAGAUCGCCCACAUUCUCAUCAUGUCUAACCCAUCAACCAGGGCUGAGACGCACAGUCGAAGAAAACGGGACCUCAACACAGAGUACUGCUUCUCGCCCAGUGAGGAGAAGAACUGCUGUGUGCGCCCCAUGUACAUUGAUUUUCGAAAGGAUCUCAACUGGAAGUGGAUCCAUGAGCCCAAAGGCUACUAUGCGAACUUCUGCAUGGGACCCUGUCCAUACAUAUGGAGCUCAGAUACCCAGUACAGCACUGUCUUGGCUCUGUACAACUUGCACAACCCUGGAGGGUCUGCAUCCCCUUGCUGUGUCCCUCAGGUCCUGGAGCCCCUUCCUAUCCUCUACUAUGUAGGCCGGCAACCCAAAGUGGAGCAACUCUCCAACAUGAUUGUCAAGUCGUGCAAGUGCAGCUGAAGAAACUGAGGGAGAGGGCCCGGUGUCAUCAAAAUCCAGAGCCAAACUCGAACCAUCUCCAUAAGCCUGAGGGUGGAUUAUAUCUGCACGGACAAGUUCAGCACACGAUUAUUGUGCGAAAAUAGAGGUUCUGUGUUUGUUUUUUUUUUGUUCAGCGACUGAGAACUUUGUCCCACUAAUUUCUGCCAGAGCUACUGGACAGUCUGACUCAUGUCUUUAGCCUCCAGAUUUCCAGCAGGGGCACAAUUCUAAGUUGGAGAUUGAUUUUUUUUUUAGUGUUUUUAUAUUUUUAAAUGACAGAUGAUCCUAUAAUUUAUAAAUCUAGGGCUUUUUUUGAA